This is a messenger RNA of Staurois parvus, 708 nucleotides long. The record is from the annotation of a GenBank genome assembly. NCBI's taxonomy places the organism in Eukaryota, Metazoa, Chordata, Amphibia, Anura, Ranidae.
AAAUACAUUCAGAUCAGACUCCCUCCUUUCAUCAGGGCCCCCGGCCCCCGAUUCCCUCCUUUCAUCAGGGCCCCCAUGAGAGCCCAUCACAUCAUCAGACUCCCUCCUUACAUCAGAGCCCCCAUGAGAGCCCAUCAUUUCAUCAGACUCCCUCCUUACAUCAGGGCCCCCAUGAGAGCCCACUGCUAUAUUCACUAUAUCCGCUCUCCCCCGGACCCCGCAUUCACUAUAUCCGCUCUCCCCGGACCCCGCAUUCACUAUAUCCGCUCGCCAAGGACCCCGCAUUCACUAUAUCCGCUCUCCCCCAGACCCCGCAUUCACUAUAUCCUCUCUCUCCCGGACCCGGCAUUCACUAUAUCCGCUCUCCCCGGACCCCGCAUUUACUAUAUCCACUCUCCCCGGACCCCGCAUUCACUAUAUCCGCUCUCCCCGAACCCUGCAUUUACUAUAUCAUUUCUCCCCGGACCCCGCAUUCACUAUAUCCGCUCUCCCCGGACCCCGCAUUCACUAUAUCCUCUCUUCCCGGACCCCGCAUUCACUAUAUCCUCUCUCCCCGGACCCCGCAUUCACUAUAUCCUCUCUCCCCGGACCCCGCAUUCACUAUAUCCGCUCUCCCCGGACCCCGCAUUCACUAUAUCCGCUCUCCCCGGACCCCGCAUUCACUAUAUCCACUCUCCCCGGACCCCGCAUUCACUAUAUCCUCUCUCC